Molecule: messenger RNA, 2055 nt
Organism: Syzygium oleosum
Lineage: Eukaryota; Viridiplantae; Streptophyta; Magnoliopsida; Myrtales; Myrtaceae
Exons: 2
Coding region: 668-1477 (269 amino acids)
Source: RefSeq, a predicted model, not a curated record
AGCGAAUCAGAACAGUUUUUCGAAACUCAAGCUAAUGUGGAACAAUUUAACGUGCCGGCCAGCCCACUUCCAAAAAGCCACAAGUUGGAUAGGACUCCAAAUGCCAAGAGAAGGAGAAAGAGCAGUUCACAUUCAUUUGACGCGACCUGCAAAGCCAUUCAAGAGAUGAUCAAAGCUAAGACGGUUCAAACAUCAAGUGCCUCCGUUACCUCACAGUCCUCAACACCUGUGGACCCUUACUCUGUAGCAGCUGUGGCUGCCGUCCUAAAUGCCAUACAUGACUUGGACAAGGUUCUUUACAUCAAAGCUAUGAACCGUGCUGUCAGUAAUGCCUCUUGGAGAGAGGGCUUCCUGACAUGUCUUCCCGAAAUGAGAGUUGCCUUUAUUGAGUCUAUGGAUGAGUAGUUGGGCUGUUGAGUAGUUGUUGGGUUAUAGUAUGCCGUUUUAUGUUUGAGUUCAUUUCGGCUUUUCACUUAUGUAUUUCAGACAUUGACUUGUCUUUAUUCCUAUGCAUUUGUGAUGAUGUUGAGACUUUGCUUUAAUGUGAUUGAAUUCCAUAAUUAUCUGUCCAGUGGUAUUAAAUUCCCCACAUAUCAGUUCAAAUGUAUUGGCUUCCCAACUGACAUGUUGAGUUUGUCUUCUUCUUUCGCAUGACGGCCUAGGUAAUAUGGAAGGGGAUCAAAGUAGCUGGUCUAAUGAUCAAGUAGCAUCAAGUGAAACAAUUCUAUCAGGUGAACAAGACUUUGAUGAGGAUGAGUUGAAUAUAUUGUUGGUAUGGUUGUCUACUGCUUGGUUGCAUAGGUCCAUGCACAGGACAGAACGUAUUAGGGAUAGCGUAUUGACAGGACCCGAAUGGGUUAGCGAGCUUCUUCAUGGACAUUCGGAUAGAGUAUACGAAGCAUUUAGAAUGGAGAGACAUGUUUUUCUUAACCUUUGUGGUUUGCUCAAGUCAAGAGGUUGGUUGACAGACAGUCGAUAUGUUAGGGUAGAUGAACAGGUUGCCAUUUUUUUAUUAAUGAUUUGUCACAAGAACUCCAACAGAGCUAUAUGUGAGAGAUUCCAACGUUCAGGAGAGACUGUCAGCAAGUACUUUGGUGCGGUGUUGAAAGCUGUUUUGGAAUUGGCGAAGGAGAUUAUCGUACCUCCUUCAUUUGAUGUUGUCCCAGAAGAAAUUCGGAUUGAGCCAAAGUUUAAUCGUUACUUUAAUGGGUGCAUAGGCGCUAUGGAUGGCACCCAUAUUCAUGCUACCGUACCUGAAUGUAUGCAAACACGAUUUAGAGGUAGAAAAGGCACAACUACUCAGAACGUGCUGUGUGUGUGUUCCUUUGAUAUGCGAUUUACUUUUGUGUAUGCUGGUUGGGAAGAAUCAGCGAACGAUUGCCGGGUGUUAUCGGCUGCACUUGACACACAUCACCUACAGUUUCCUCGACCACCCGCAGGUGCUACUUUGAUAUAUAAUGAGUAUUUGUGUUUAUGAGUUUGCUAGGAUUGCAUGUCAUGAUCAAUCCAUGAAUACUUUGUUGCAGGCAAAUACUACGCCGUCGAUUCUGGUUAUGCUUCAAGUCCAGGAUUUUUAACACCAUUUAAAGGCGAACGGUAUCAUAUACCAGAAUUUCGACGAAGUGGGGGACCAACAACAGCAAAGGAAUUGUUCAACCACAGGCAUUCGUCAUUAAGGAAUAUCAUUGAGAGAUCCUUUGCGGCUUUGAAGAAUCGUUUUUUUGUUUUGAGACAUAUGCCUCCAUUUAAAUUUGAAAAACAAACACAGAUUGUAAUUGCAUGCUGUGCGAUUCAUAACUACAUCAUUGAGCAAGACAGGAUGGAUAAGCAUUUGUCCAUAUAUGGAGAUCCAGAUUAUGUGUGUGAAGCUACUGAACAGGGUACAGAUGAUAUAGUGACGACCGAAGAGGGAAACGAGAUGAACAUUAUCAGGAAACGUAUUGCCAAUAAAAUGGCUAGGGAUAAUCAUAUGCCGGAGAUUCCAUGAAAUUCGGUUUUCCACUAUUGUAUUGUACUUCCAUUAUUAUUAUUCGAGGAUUAUUUGCUUUUUUUGCC